Cercopithifilaria johnstoni is the source of this 157-nucleotide messenger RNA. The record is from the annotation of a GenBank genome assembly. Lineage: Eukaryota; Metazoa; Nematoda; Chromadorea; Rhabditida; Onchocercidae.
AUGUGGGUGCAGCUGAGCUAUUUGGCAGCAAGUGGAACGACAGCUUUUGCAUUAUGUUCUAAUUAUGUUAUCUUUACAUUAACGGGCCGCAUGUGGUGCGUAGAUAGCGUGGUGGGUGGCAAUUGUAUCGGUGGAUGCGGGUAUUUGCUUUGUGCUG